GAGCGUCUUUACGAAUUGAUUCGUUGGAUGAAUGGGUCAUUUAGACGUGACUUGACCGAGGACUGCAACUUUUUGGUGGCGGCUGAAGUCGGCUCGCAAAAAUAUAUUAGAGCGGCGCCAGUGAUACCAACUGUUCUGCCGUCCUGGGUUACCGAUGCAUGGACACAUCGUCAUGAGGAUACUUUCGAUGCUACCGACUGCCAGUUUUGGACAGCUCACAAAUUGCCAGUCUUUUCUGGUCUGACUAUCACCGUAUCAGGUUUCAGCAUGAAGGAGCGCACCGAACUAAAGGCGCUGAUUCAGGGGAAUGGUCAGAAGUACAUUGUGUCACAGAAGUGGCGUAGUUGGAAGGUGGUACCAGUCAACGCUUCAUGGGUGCAGGAUAGCGUUUCAAAAGGUUAUUGUUUACCGGAAGAGUCUUACAUUGUCGAGGACCACAGCCCUAGCCGCCCCAACAGCACUGUUAAAAGGUCGACACCAAAAGAAUUGUUCAUGCCCCCACUUCCGAUAGUAAAUCCUGAUUGCAGCAUGAUUCAAGGAAAAACAAGCGCGAACGAGACGUACAUUUCAGAAGUGAGCUCUGCUUUUCGAAAUGAGGUAGAAGAAACAUUGGCCACUGCAAACGACCAUUCGAGAAUCACAAACGUUAAGCCCUUGACGUUACUUCCUGCUGUUUCCUCCGACGACACCGCUCAGUUGGAUGUGACUGUAAAUCCGGAAGACGACGGGGCGAAAUGCUCAGAGACGACUUUGAUGGCUGAGUUUGGAGACGAUGUAUGGAACGAUCUGCUCUCGUGUAAAUCUGUACAGUCACGAUGCCUCGACGGCUGUUGCCUGUUUUUCUUUGGUUUCACCAACGAUGCGGUGAAAAUUCUUACAAAACUAGUUCAAAGUGCUAUGGGACAAGUUGCAGCACAGAUAACUGAUGACGUCACUCAUAUCGUUUGUGGAAGAACGGCUCACUACCAUGACAUUAAAGCAAUGGUCGGAGAUCGUCGGACGAAUCAAGCCAUUGUAGUGAAUUGCGGAUGGCUUUUGGGCAGUUGCAAAGGAGGCGUGCGCUUACCGGAAAUAUCUUUUCUGCUCGACACGGCGUCCACUGUGCUUACAGAUGCCGGUGACACCUCAUCGAAAACAAUUUCUACGAUGAAAGACAGCAGUUUGUUGCAGAUGGAAGACGACCUGCAAGCCGUUUACUGCCAAUACAUAAUCGACGAUGAGGUGGGAAAGCGUGAAAACAUGACCCAAGACGCCAAUAUAUCUGCGAUGGCCGAUGGCACAAGGCAUGAAAACAAAGAUCUAAAUUCGACCGUUCAUAGCCGCGAACUCUUCAAAGGCUCUACUUUUAGACUUAUAGAUUUCAGUGAAAAGCGAAAAGCGGAACUGGGCGUCAUAAUCACCGAUUUAGGGGGUACAUAG
Soboliphyme baturini is the source of this 1419-nucleotide messenger RNA. Lineage: Eukaryota; Metazoa; Nematoda; Enoplea; Dioctophymatida; Soboliphymatidae. The record is from the annotation of a GenBank genome assembly.